AUGUUACGACAAAACAAUCUUGACACUCUCGAGCCCUACAUUGAUGCUUUAGCCGAACUCAAGAAAAACCUCAUUCAUUUAUCUUUGAGAGAUAACCGCUUUCCAAGCUUCCCGAUUGAAUUGAUAUUGCUAACGAAUUUGACAUCCUUGUCGCUGGCCGAGAAUAGAAUAGGACGCAUUGCAGACGGGAUGAUGUCUAGACUUCCUAAUCUGCAGUGGUUAAAUCUUUCAAAGAAUCGACUGAGAGAUUUACCUGCUGAUAUUGUCAAAUGCUCUCAGCUAAGAGGCCUGGAUAUCACAAGCAACAAGCUGACUCGUACGUGUCUAAAGACAAUACCCAACGAAAUCUGCUUGCUCACACAACUACAAUGGCUUAAUGUCAAUGGAAACCGUCUUGCUGCUAUUCCUGAAUCUCUCUCCAAACUGACAAACCUUGUGAAGCUUGGAAUAGCACAGAACAACAUAGAAUUGCUACCUCCUCUCUUGUUUAUUCACAUGCAAAAGCUAGCGAAACUUGAUGUUCGAAAGAACAAGCUCAUGUACUAUCCUCCAUCCCUGCUCUCAACU
Messenger RNA from Rhizopus microsporus ATCC 52813, 567 nucleotides. Its product is annotated as outer arm dynein light chain 1. The record is from RefSeq and is a predicted model, not a curated record. The transcript has 2 exons. The annotation marks the transcript as partial. Gene Ontology annotation, molecular function: protein binding. Lineage: Eukaryota; Fungi; Mucoromycota; Mucoromycetes; Mucorales; Rhizopodaceae.